AUGACUGGACAUCUAGCACCCUUCAGGGAUUCCAGCUUUUCUCACUGGAAACAAGUCAACGUCUUUGUUCACUUCACAGAACACAUUAUCGUUUCAGGCACAUUUCAUAUUUUUCAGAUAACACUUGACACUUUGUCAGGACCCAUUAAAGAGAAAAUCUGGAUCACCACAACUUUGAGAAACUAUAUAAUGCAACAUCUUGGAUAUCACAAAUACAUCCAUAGUAUUUGGAGCUUUGAAUUUAUGCAAAAAAUAAGGCCAACCUAUGGUGCUUUCGAAGCCUUUCCCUUUAUAGACUCCCAGUAUGAAGACAAGUGUUCUUUUUCAAUGCAUGUUUAUGCUGUCGAAAGCCAGAAAAGAUGCACCCAAAAAACUGCUGUGGAGACAGAAGAUGAAUUGAACGGGAUGUUGGUUGAAAACAGUGAUUCUGGUUACAUUAACUUUAUGACUCUGGCUCAUGUCUUGAAGGCUGCACAUUCAUCCAGAUCCCGGAGAAGAGGGAAGGAGGCCCAAGAGACACUGGAGGCUCCAAGGCUGAAGCUGUGGCAGUCUCUGCCUCAGUCCCAACGUGUGGAAAAUUGUCGUCCUGGAUUUGUCAAGCAAAAGCAAGAAGGAGAGCCCAUUUGCUGCUUUGACUGUGUUCCCUGUCCUGAGGGGACCAUCUCCAUUCAUGAAGAUACAGAAAAAUACACCAAGUGUCCAGAUGAAAAAUAUCCAAAUGAGGACAGGAUCCAAUGUAUUCCCAAAGUUAUAUCCUUCCUUUCUUAUGGAGAACAUCUGGGAAUCAUUCUGGUCUCUUUUGCCCUAUUCUUGUUCUUAGCUACAGGCCUUGUUUUAAUCAUAUUCAUUAAACAUCUAGAAACUCCCAUUGUGAAAGCCAACAACCGAGACCUCUCUUACAUCCUCCUGGUCUCCCUCCUGCUUUGCUUCUUGUCUUCUUUUCUCUUCAUUGGUCAACCAAGGAAAGCUACUUGCCUUCUGCGACAAACAGUUUUCAGUAUCAUCUUCUCAAUUGCCAUUUCUUCUCUCUUGGCCAAAACCAUCACAGUGGUGCUGGCUUUCCUUGCCACAAAACCAGGAAACCGAGUGAAGAGAUGGUUGGGGAAGAGCUUGGCCAACUCCAUCAUCCUUUCUGGUUCUAGUGUCCAAAUUAUGAUCUGCUCCAUCUGGUUGGGAAUUUCUCCCCCAUUCUGUGACUCUGACCUCCACUCCCAGCCUGGAGAGAUCAUCCUGCAAUGCAACAAAGGGUCUGUUCUCAUGUUCUACAUCACCCUCAGCUACAUGGGCUUCCUGGCUGUCAUCUGCUUCACAGUGGCUUUCAUGGCCAGGAAUCUGCCUGCAGCCUUCAAUGAAGCCAAGCUGAUUACCUUCAGCAUGCUGGUCUUCUGCAAUGUUUGGGUCUCCUUCCUGCCCACCUACCUGAGCACCAAAGAGAAAUACAUGGUGGCUGUGCAGGUCUUCUCCAUCUUGGCCUCCAGUGCUGGUCUGCUGGUCUGUAUCUUCAUCCCCAAGUGCUACAUUAUCAUUUUGAGGCCAAACUUAAAUACAAAGGAGCAUCUUACAACCAGAAGAAAUAUAUAA
This is a messenger RNA of Notechis scutatus (mainland tiger snake), 1581 nucleotides long. Lineage: Eukaryota; Metazoa; Chordata; Lepidosauria; Squamata; Elapidae. The record is from RefSeq and is a predicted model, not a curated record.